GGCUUUGCUGCAGACCCCGCCCCCGUGGUGGCCUUGCCCGCCCCUACCCGCCGCUGAGGGAGAGCGGGCACAAGCCGGCUGGCUCGGCGGUGGGCUAGAGCGCACCUUCCUGGGCGUUCGCGCUUUGCUGUCGUAGCAGACGGGACUGCAGCAGAGCUCAAGCCCCAUAUGCCAGAAUGGCGUCGUCGCCGGCUCGAGAGCUCACGCAAAACCCUCUCCAGAAGAUCUGGGUGCCCUACAGCAACGGGCUUCCGGCGAAACAUAGCGCGCAACGCGGCGUGUGCAUGACCAACUGUCCUACUCUGAUUGUAAUGGUUGGCCUCCCAGCAAGAGGGAAAACUUACAUAUCAAAAAAAUUGACACGCUAUUUAAACUGGAUUGGAGUGCCUACAAAAGAGUUUAAUGUUGGUCAGUACCGUCGAGAUUUGGUAAAAACAUACAAGUCCUUUGAAUUCUUCUUGCCAGACAAUAAAGAAGGCCUGAAAAUCCGAAAACAGUGUGCCUUAGCAGCACUAAACGAUGUCCGGCGAUAUCUUUGUGAAGAAAACGGGCACGUGGCAGUUUUUGAUGCUACAAAUACUACAAGGGAACGUAGAGACACCAUAUAUAAGUUUGGUGAAGAAAAUGGAUUUAAGACUUUUUUUGUGGAGUCAGUAUGCGUUGAUCCUGAGGUUAUUGCUGCAAAUAUUGUGCAAGUGAAAUUAGGCAGUCCUGAUUAUGUUGACUGUGGUAGUGAUGAAGCUACAGACGACUUCAUGAAAAGAAUUGAGUGUUACAAGAAUUCAUAUGAGACGUUAGAUGAAAAUCUAGACAAGUAA
This is a messenger RNA of Python bivittatus (Burmese python), 818 nucleotides long. Lineage: Eukaryota; Metazoa; Chordata; Lepidosauria; Squamata; Pythonidae. The record is from RefSeq and is a predicted model, not a curated record.